Messenger RNA from Cricetulus griseus (Chinese hamster), 3693 nucleotides. The record is from RefSeq and is a predicted model, not a curated record. Lineage: Eukaryota; Metazoa; Chordata; Mammalia; Rodentia; Cricetidae.
AUGGAAGCCACCAAGAAGGUGGGGGGCCCUGAUCCAUCGGGCCCCCAGGGCCAUCCCCUGCCUGGCAGUCAGCAGCUAAGGUUCGGCUUCAGAGGGUCCCAGGGACCAUGGAUGAGCUCAAGAUCCCUAUACUCAAAGCAGGGGUUGUCAUUGUCCACGGGGGCCAUCGCUGACAUGGCCUGCAGCUCAACUUCCCAGGCUCUCCCUUCUCAGCCUAGUCAUCAACUACUCCAGGAUUCUGCUCAGGUCAGCUCCCAGUGUAAUUAUGCACAGGCCUCCCAGGACACCCCGAGAUUCUCCUCUUCUAAUCUACUUUCAAACCCCUCUGUGGGAACCCAAGAGCGUCUCCUCAUGGAUGAUGGGACCCAGACUCUACCACUGUGCACACACAACGACAGCACCAAUGACAAAGCCCAGAAUGGAUUCAGCCUCUCCCAGAUUCAGUUACAGAUUGGGAGGGAGAGCAAGACUCCAGCUAAAGUCCUAGUCGGCUGGGGCAAAGGAACCUGUAACAUUGACCACCUGGCCCCUGUGGGUCCCAGGAAGAGUCGAUGGCUACCCUACCUCCUCUCAGGAGAGAGUGGCAUAGUUGAAGGUCAAAAUCCUCUUCAGACUCUAGCUCAGACUCCAGCCCAAGAACAGGGCCAGGACAGGGGUCCAGGUCUGGGUCCAGCUCAGGCUCCUACCCUAAAUAAGACUAUUUCUUCACCUUUAUUACCUCUUCCAACCUCAAUUCAGGCUUCUACUCCAGCUGUCAAAGCACCACCAACACCUGCUGCAGUUGAACCUUUCACCUCAGGUCCCGACCAUUCAACUAAAACCACUGUAGCCACUGAAGACCUGACUGUUGAUCUCAAGAAUGGUGACAACCAAUUGUCCAUUCUCUUAGAUUCUUCCAAAAAGGACAAAGUGUAUUUUCCCCUCAAGGAGACUCCUGGCACUCCAGCAUCUACUCCAGUAGAGUUUCUAGCCUCCACCCAGAUGCAAGAGAUUGCCAAGAUGCAGGUGGCACCCAAGCAAUCUGAGGACCCUGGAAACACACCUCUGGUCCAUGCCUGCAGGUUAGAUGCCUCAACACCAGCCGCAGAGCCUCUAGAUGCUCUCAAGACACAGAUAAGUAGCCACAAGAUUUGCAGCUGCCAGCUAGACAAGCAGCCCCCCAGUGCCUGCAACAACAACUGCUCCAAUGUGACACUGCCUGCCUGCCAAGGAGCCUACAACACGCAGUUUCCAGCCCAGACUCCCAGAGAGACCAUGCAGAUUCCCAUUUCUAGUGCUCCGACCUGCCAGCUCCAGGAUGCCGUGGAAGACCACGUGCUGGUGUUUGAUAUGGCCACAGGCAACACCAGGAUGGGGCUGCUAUGCCACGAUCCCAUGGGCUCACGGGCAGUGCUUGUAGGUCUCACACCCAACCACCCAAUGACUCCCAUCUCUGAAAAUAUGCGGUCUCCUCGGUCGUUGCCCAGGUCAAUCCUCUCCCCUAACAGUGAUCACUCCAGCAUGUGGUCUACCACAGCCAUGCUGUCUAGCCCUGUGCCCUCCAGCCUCUCCUCUGGAAGCUACCGAGAGGUACCCCUGGCUUCCAAGGAGGCCAAACACAACCUAGAGUCACAGAAUUUCCCCGGCACUGACAGCCCUCUCAGGGUUGGGAUGUUUGCUAGACCUGUCGGACCGGGGACACCCUUCCAGUAUGGUGAAAAGGUACCAGCCCAAGUUCCUGAUGCUAACUGGUCCAAAUCUGAGGCUGAAAAGGUUAAUCCUGCCCACACCAUCUGGAUGCUGGACUCUCCCAAGAUGCAAGAUAGUUCCAUGGUCCAGACUAGGAAAUUGCAGUGGAUAAAGCCAGAUUCUGUGUCAACAGACGAUAACCAGAGAGUGCCCAGAUUGCCACUCCAGGAGGAAGUUGGCAGCAAUAACCAGAAAGAGGUCAGUUCUGCUCAGCCUAGUGGCCCUCAGGCUGAAAACACCAGACAGGCCUUCCUCACUGGUCAGAAUUUCCUUAAUGGGCAGAACCUCCUUGUUAGACAGCUAUCUAUAAUUGAGCAGGGCUCCCUAUCUGGUCAGCUCCCCUCUACCAAACAGCUCCCCCUUACUAGUCUACCUCAUCUCAGUGAGCAGACUCCUCUUUCCAGACAAUUUUCCUUCAAUAGACAGGUACCCCUCACAGCGAAGUCCUCCACCACCAGAGAGCCCACCUUAACCUCCGGGGAGCCUGUCCAGCCCUGUACCCAAAAGAGUGAACCCUUGGGCAAUCCUACACAUGUAGGAAUUCUCCGAUUACCCCUGGCAUCUGAGGAGGCCUGCAUUUAUGUGAACAGAGAUAAAGCUGUAAACAAUAGUGCCCAAAGAUCCAGCACGCAUCCGCUCCCAUCCUGGAAACCCAGUGAUUCCCAAAGGGCCCGCCAGGAACAACUUUCUUUGAUCACAUUUACUGGUUGUAAGGACUUGCCCAUAUCCAUGGUGGGCCCUGAGUCCCAGAAUGGACAUCAGUUCAAGUUGGCAGCUGAUGACAUUACACGUUCAUCAGUGAUUGCACACCUGGGUCUUCUCCGUGGGAAUUGCUAUGGGCUAGUGUCCAAUAUUGCUCUACCAGUGCAAUCACCGGUGCUUUGCCACCACUCAUCCAGUCCCUACCAGAACAUGGCAGCCAUAGUGAUUGAUACAGGCACAGGAUUUACCAAAUGUGGACUGGCUGGAGAGGACCAUGUCCUCAGUGUGGUACCCUCGCAAGUUCAGAUGCUGCAGCAUCCAGCCCAGGGCCAGCCCCAGUAUGUAGUACCUGACCACCAAGAGGGCUCCUACUCUGUGUUGAACCGAGGAGUGGUCUCUGACUGGGAUGCUCUAGAGGUGCUGUGGCAACACCUGUUCUACUGCAAGCUUCGCGUGCAGCCUGAGGAGAUGGCUGUGCUUGUGGCUGACUCCCCCAUCUCACCGCGUACCAACAGAGAAAAGGUGGCUGAAAUACUCUUUGAGCGCUUCCGUGUGCCAGCUAUGCAAACAGUUCACCAGGCUCUUCUGACGCUCUAUGCUUACGGGCGCACCACUGGACUGGUGGUGGGAAGCGGCCAUGGAACCUCCUACGUGGCACCUAUCCUCACUGGGGACCUGGCUCCACUUGACACCUACCGGCUGGAUGUGGCUGGNGCUGAUCUUACUGACUACCUGGCCCAGCUGCUCCUGGCAGCUGGCCACUCGCCACCCAAGGCAGGGCUUCUCAGACAGAUUAAAGAGGCCUGCUGCUAUGUGGCUAUGGAUAUGGCAGCUGAGGUGGCCAGAAACCAGUCCCAGGCCCAGGUGGAAUUUGUACUCCCAGAUAAGCAAGUUAUCACACUGGGCUCUGAGCGCUUUUGUUGCCCUGAGGCUCUCUUUCAACCAAAUCUGCUAGGUCUCAACCAGCCAGGCCUCCCACAGCUGGCCAUGCUAAGUAUCAGUCGUCUGGAGGCCAAGCAGCAGGAGCAGCUGCUGGCCAACGUGGUGCUGGAAGGUGGUAGCACCCUGGUCAAUGGUUUCCCUGAGCGCCUGAGACAGGAGCUGGGCCCUAGGGCCACGGUGCUGGGUUCUCCACACCGUGCAGUUGCUGCCUGGCUUGGGGGUUCCAUCAUGGCAUGCCGGGACUCCUUCCAAAGCCUGUGGCUUACCCGCAGGGAAUAUGAAGAGGAGGGCCCAUGGGCUAUCUACAAGUACCAGCUCUGA